Notodromas monacha is the source of this 7297-nucleotide messenger RNA. Lineage: Eukaryota; Metazoa; Arthropoda; Ostracoda; Podocopida; Cyprididae. The record is from the annotation of a GenBank genome assembly.
AUGCGCGUGUCAGCGUUGAAAUCAUUCGUUAAUUCAAGCGUGAAUUCUUUUUCUUUUGUCGAUUUGGAUGCUGGCGUUGCUGGGCCGACAUCGAGGACGUCGCCUUUGCAGCGUGCCGGUAGCCCCGUGGUGACGAGCAGCGAGCGGCCGGCGAGCCCGGGACCGACACCUGCUUCGCCGCCUUCGCCGAGAUCUAUGUCGCCCGUAGUUGGAAACCAGAGUAUGGCGAUGCCUCCAGGCAGUCAAGGUCCUCCGGCGGAGACCGUGGUGGCGACCACAGAUACCGGCGCUGCCCCUAUUCCUGGCCCUGGCCAGCUGUUGGGCCACGCGAGGGGCAACCAGUUGCCACCACCGCCACAACAGCAGCAACAAAACAUUUACGGACAACACCACAUGCCCCCUCCCCCGCAUGGCGGCCCGGGCGGGAUGUACCCCGGCAGCAAGAUGGGAAUGCCGCCGCAUCAGAUUUACGGCAGUCCUCCGCCACACCAGUAUCCAUCAGGUGGAUAUGGAGCGCCACCGCCCCUUCCGCCGCGGACGCAUUCCGGGAUGGCGCCUCACGGGUAUCCGGCCAGCGGCGGCAGCGGGUACCCGACGACCGGGCCCGGGGUGCCCAUGUCUCAGAGCCCGUACGACGGACGGCCGCCGAUGAGCAACCACGUACCCCCACCGGCGCCGCACACGAACCAAGGAUACCCGCCUUCCGGGCCUGGUCCUGGCCCCGGGCCCGGCGGACCCGCGCCUGGGUAUCCGUACAAUCACCACAUGCCGCAUCACCCGCAGCAACAUCAGGGUUGGAACGGGCCAAGCAUGGCCUCUGGAGCUAAUCAACCACCGCCGGGCAUGAUGAUGAGCGCUGGGAAGCCGGGGUCCCCGAGCGCCGCCGCCAACUCGAUGCCGCCGCAUGCGCAACAGCAACGAGGCGGCGGUGCCGUUUACCUCAAGGAGCACUUGAGAUCGAAGAUGGGCUAUGGACCUCCUGGUGGAAUGGUAUACGGGUCGCCUGGAGGAGUGGGACCGGACGGGGGUCGUCCGAGUGGCGCCCUAACGCCGCCGGGUCUCGCUGGACGUCAGCUUCAGUCGCCCAACUCGCAGGGCAAGCCGCCAACGCCGCAGCCGCCGGGCAUGGUAGUCGGCGGUCUGCAGGCGCAACCCAUGCGCAACGGUGAUCUCAGCAGCGACGGCGGUAGUUCCCAAGGAUCUGUGACAGGAUUGAUGCGUGGUGUUCCAGGUGGGAUGGUGACCACUGGUCCCGACGGAAUGCAGAUUCACGACGAAGGCUCGCAACACUCGACUUUGUCUAAUGCGUCAGCAGCUUCCGACGACACGGCGCCGGCGUCGCUGCCCGGGUUGGCGGGUCGCAAAGAUGGGCGCUUGAGCCAUCCCGCGACGCCUCAGAGCCUCACGAUGGCGCCGUCUCCGGGAACGGGUUCCAUGAACUCGUACCCUGGAGAUACGGACUCGAACUCAGUCGACGGGAUUUCAGCGUCUGGUGGAUCCAAUGCUUCUCAGUCCAUGAUGGCGCCGGGCACGUGGAGCAAGAUGAGCAGUCCGCAACAGAAGCAUGACUCGCUGGGCCGGUUGUUCGAAAUGGACGAGAUGCCGGACAGAAGACCGUUUCUGGAUAAACUGUUGGCGUUCAUGGAAGAGCGCGGAACGCCGAUCACGGCGUGUCCGACCAUCUCCAAGAUCCCCGUGGACGUGUUCCGCCUCUAUCUGCUCGUCAAGGAAAACGGCGGCUUCCUGGAGGUGGCCAAGAACAAGACUUGGAAGGACAUCGCGCUGAAACUCGGCAUCCAGGGCUCCUCAGCAGCCGCCUACACUCUCCGGAAACACUACACCAAAACCGUGCUGCCGUUUGAGUGCAAGUUUGAUCGCGGUGGGAUCGACCCUGGCCCUUUGGUUGCCCAAGUCGAGGCCCAGUCGAAGAAGAAGAAGGGCGGCGCGGCGGCGGCUGCUGCAGCAGCAGCGGCGUCUGUCGUGCCGCCGACGACGCCGAUGGAGUCGGGCUAUCCGGGGUACCAGCCUGGAGGGCCACCACCGCCGCCGCAAGGGAUGUUUGGUGGAUACGGAUACGACUAUCACGGUAGUGGCGGUGGUGGCGGCGGCGGCGCUGCAGGUGCCGGUGGACCCCCGCCAGGUCCUCCGUCGCAACAGCAUCAUCAUCAGCUACCGCAUCCCGAGGUUGCGAAACUUUUUCCAGUGUGUGCGAUCGAAGAGCUGAUUUCGGGCUUGUUUCGAACUGGUUGGAUGAGACUAAAACAGCCGAGCGAAGGUUCUGGUCCUUCGUUCGUGAAGAAAAGUCUGCGAGAACGUGACUCUGGCAUCUCAAGCCACGCGAUCCAAUGCCAUGACGCGUCGGUGAUGAAAGCAGAGGACAUGAUUCCGUUCUUGUUGGAAUGGUACCCUCCGCACGGUGCCUACGGUUCGUACCCUGGCCAUGGGCAGCAGCAGCAGCAGCCAGGAGCAAGCAGUGGCGCCGGAGAUCAAAUGGGCCCUUACAUGCGGUCUGGGGAGUAUCCGCCGCCGCCGUCCGGCUCGCAAUAUGGGCCCGCGGGACAGCAAUAUCCAUCAAGCACGGUGCCGGUGCCGACUUCAGCCGCUGCUGCUGCAGCAGCCGCGGCAGCUGCAGCGGCUGCCGCCGCGGCUGCAAUGCCACCACCGCAGCAACCGCCGUCCUCGGCCCCCUACAAUCCCUACGCGGCGGCGCAGGGAUACUCUCUGCAGGAACAGUAUCAGAACAAAGGAAUUCCUUCACCGUUGCCCGGGGGCGCCCAAGCGGCGCCACCCUCGCCUUCUUCUUCUCCGGCGCGUCCGGGGCUUCCAAUGCCCAGUUCGCAGUCUCAAUUGGCUAGCAGAUUGUCGGCGCAACAGCAGCAGCCGCCGUUGAGGAUGUCUGUUCCAUCGACGACAGCGAUGGCACAACCUGGGGCGCCUCUGCCGCCACCGACGGCGGGAUCGUCCUUGAGAAACGCUCUUGAGGCGCCGGCUUCGACAUUACAGGCUUCUCUACAAGGUUAUCCGGCUGGACAAGCGAGCAUGGCGCCUUCUCAGCAGGGAUAUUCUGGAGCCCAGGGCUACCCGCGGCCACCACCGCCGCAUCACGGCGUCACAAACAACGCACAACCUUAUCCCUACGGGGGACAACAGGCGACCCCGCCGCCGUCGCACGGCCAACCAUACGGCUGGCAAGGGAAUUCUUCGCAGUAUAGCGGUCAGUACGCGCAGUCAUCUGGGUCCUGGGGUACGUCGGGCGGCGGACCGACUCGGACGCACGAGGGCCACGUUUGGACGCCGCCGACGCAGCAGCAGCAGCAACAGCCGCCGCCGUCGACUUCGUCGUCGACGCCCGGAGGACCCGUCGGAGGCCCACCAACGCUGCAACAGCAGUCAGCCAUUGGAGGUCCACCUCCCCCGCCGCCUUCCAGCAUUGCCUCGCCGGCGUCCCCGACGCCCGGCUACCCACCGCAGCCUGUGCAUUCUCAAGCGGGCCCCCCGCUGCCCAUGGCCGGCGCCGCUUAUGGCGCACAUCAGAGACCCAUGGUUGGCGGGCCAGGCAUGGGUCCACCGAUGGCGUACGGGCCGCCGCCGCGAAAAGAGCUGGUUUUCCCGCUGGGCUCGGUGGAGGCGGCCGUGCCGUUGACGACCCGACGGAAGCGGCUCACCAAGGCCGACGUGUCGCCCGUGGAUCCCUGGCGUAUCUUCCUUUCUCUGAAGUGUGGGCUCCUCGCCGAGUCCACGUGGGCCCUGGACACGCUCAACGCGCUGCUCUUUGACGACUCCACCGUCGUCUACUUUGGCCUCCAGCACAUCUCGGGCCUACUCGACAUCCUUCUCGACUACUACCGGCGCUCGCUCAUGGAGCUCUUCGGCAUUUGCUACGACCUCGAGGCGGGUAUGGACCGUCAGUGCAAGCAAAAAGCGGCGCGAGCGUCGAGCCGAAAGCGUCGUUUCUCUGGUGAAGAAAGCAAGACAAAGAAAGCCAAGCAGCAGACGAGUGACGCCGUCAUCGACGACGGCGACGCCGAGAAAGAAGACGCCGCCGUCAAGCCGUGGUACUUGCCCGAGUCGCGGCCAGAACCCGUCUCGGACCUUGGCGCUCCCCUCAAAGAAGACCUCUUGUCGCGUGCGGAACGCGUGCUUCGGUUCGGCGCCGUCGGCGGCAACUUCACGCGCUGCUCUCGCGACGGCAAACCCGUGAAGCUAGAACCCCGUCUGGGCACCGUUUGUGUCCGCGACGCCGUAUCCGCCUGGGACACAAUGGAAGGCUUUGAGGCGCCACGGGACUCCUUCUCCGUGCUCGGGCAGUCAGAUACGAGUCGGCACGUGAUCGUCAACUUCCGCAAAGAGCUUCCCUUCAUCCCGUUCGUCCUCGCCACGGACGGAAAGACGAAAAAGAAGAAGAAGCAGCAACGCGUCAACAACAAUGACAAUGACGACGACGAAGCAGAUGAAGAAGAAGAAGCAGAAGACGAGACGGAGGAAGGCAAGUUGGACGGCGAUGAAAGGUGCAUCGAGACGGAGUUCCUGUCUCGUGACUUGGGCGAAGAGUGUGAUAAGGCGCCGGUGGCGAAGAAUCCACCGAAGCGGAAGGAAGUGAAGCCGCGUAAGACGCUCGAUGACGUACUCGCCAUGAUGCGCCAGGACGCCGGUUCCGCUGCCUUGGAUCUGUCGAGGAAAAGUUGUGACAUCAAGGAGGAAGCGGUGAACGUCGACAAGGACGACGAAAACGGCGCCGACGACGACGAUGUGGAGGAGGAGGAGGAGGAAAUGCCGGCGGCGGUGCAGGCGCAGGAGGAGCAUGUGAUAGUCUGUGAUAGGAUGAACGCGGUGGAAGUGAAAACUGAGAACUUGGUUGCCGAGGAGAACAGAGUCGAAGGCGGCGGCAUUGCGGAAGAGGAGGAGGAGGAGGAACAACAGAAGACAGUGAUGGAGGACGUGCGGGAGACGGUGGUGAACGGGCUUCGAGUGCGAGACCCCGGACGAGUGCUGAGUGGUGCUCAAGGCGAAAACGACGCGGAAUACUUCCUGCCUGACGAAUCGGGCUUCAAUUGCGUCGAGGAAGAGCGGGAGUUCGUGAUGGAACGCGCCUUUUCCGUGUCCAACAUCCUGAGGAACUUGAGUUUCGUGCCAGGGAACGACGCGGAGUUGGGACGGAGUGCCCAACUGCUGCUCAUUAUCGGCAAGCUGUUGUUGCUGAAGCACGAGCACCACGAAGACGAGCGUUUCGUGACGUCGAGCUCGGGCUCGAAGACGAGGCGGUGGCGGAAGCAGAAUGUUGGUGGUGGUGGUGGUGGUGAUAACGUCGAAGCGACGGCAGUUGAACAGUCGUUAUCAGCACUGGAUGACGAACAACGACGGCCAGACAAGGACGGAGACGAGGAGCAGGUGUCCAAGUCGACAGGCGACAAAGAACAAGAUGAGCCGCAAAACGAACAGAAUGAUGAAUCCUCAACAGCCAAUAACAGCACUGCGAAGGGAUCCACGACGGCCGGGCCUGGGCUGGACGACGACUUCCGGAGCGGCGAGAACGCCGCCCCCUGGUGGAACGACGAAGAGAAGAACGUGUGGUGGCGCGAAGCGGUGCAGACGUUGCGCGAAAACGCGCUCGUGGUGCUGGCCAAUGUUGCCGGUGCCUUGGACCUGAGCGUGUGGCCCGAGCCCGUGUGUCGUCCGCUGCUCGAUGCCCUGCUUCAUUGGACGGCGUGCGAGUCGGCCGAGGCGCAGGAUCCGUUCCCCGGUGGCGGCGGUGGUAGCAGUGGACAACCGCUGAGUCCUCAGCGAUUGGCGUUGGAGACGUUGGUGAAGCUCUGCGUCCGACCGGGCAACGUGGACCUGGUGUUGGCGACGCCGCCGACGUCGCGCCUCGGCAAGAUUGCGGCGCAACUCACGCGUUGGCUCGCCAGGGCGUACGACCAGGUGUUGCGUGAGUUCAGUCUGAAUCUGAUCACCGCCUGGACGGACUCGGACGCGGGACUGUGUCGGCUGUUUGGGAUGCAGCCGGGAUGCGUGGCCCUGUUGCUCGCCUUCCUGGAGCAGGCCGAGUCUAUGGCGUUGAGUAUUGCUCAGAGUCACGGCGCCGCUGUGCUCAGGGACAACCCUGAAGCCAUGGGCACGUCCGUCGACAUGCUGCGACGGGCGGCGAGGUCACUGCACAACAUUUCCAUGGUGUCGGAGAACUUGUCGAUAUUGGCUCAGCACGAGACGAGAAUACUGAGCUUGUCAAUGACAACUAUCCUGGACGUUGAAGUUACAUCCAUGCUCACCAACGUCCUGUUCAACAUCUCCGAAGGCAGCCACCAUUCCCUACAGUCCCAUUGACGCCAACCCGGCUCAAUCUCCGAGAGGGAUUAAAAACGAAGUGCAUCAUUCCAUUUUUCUUUUAGGCCAAGAUCGAAUCCAGGCCUUGAGAUUACAGGGGAAGCGGGGGGGUUGUGCGUGUGAAGCUUGAGAAGUAGGAAAACAGCUAUUACCGGUAUUUUAUUUAAUUUUUCGGCGUAUUGUUCAUGAUGAUUAAUUGCCGCUUUUUUGCUUUCUCGGAAAAAGAAAAAAGGGGGAGUAGAGGGUAUCUUUUGCGGCCAAACCGUCAGCUGUGCACUAGAACACGUUUUGUUUUCCAUUUGGACACGCGGCAGAUUGCGUUUUUAUUUCCCCUCUUUUAUUUUCUGUCAGAUUCAGUGUCUGCUUCGUAAUGAUUUGACGAACGUCGAUGAUGAUAGAGUUUGAAUUUCGUUGUUGCUCCGCAUUUGUUUUCCUGUUUCUCAUGCGCAGUCUUUCGUGUGGAGACGGAAGAGACGAGGGGCCUGGAGGUCCUUGUGGUUAAUUUAUUUCGGAUGUUUUUUACGCGUUAUUUGGGAAGUGAAGUGAAGAUUAUGGCGAGGGAUGGACCGCGUGGCAGAAGAAGGUCUUGUGAGUUCUUUGGAUCUAUGGGAAGUCGCGGCGGUCCCUCUUUUUCCUUUUUAUUUGCGGGAAGAGUUGCAGAUCACUGGCCUUUUUUUUGUUUUGUGUGUGCGCUGGCGCGGGUAUUCCAAAAUUUUUCUUGUGACCAGGCCGAAGUAUAGAACAUGGGGAAUCGGACGCGGAGAUACUGACGACGAUUGCUCUGGAUUUUCAUGCGGAUUUGUGUCUAGAAAUGGGUCCGUUGUUUCAUAUGCGGAGAUUGAUGAUGAAGAGAUGGAACGUUACGUGUUUUGUUUUGUUGGUUUUUUUUUCAGUUUCCCCUCAAUGUUCGCUCUCGUCUUGGCACGAGAAAACAGUGAAGAAAAAAAAAGAAUAAAUGUACAGUUUUAACUUGGAA